UUCAACCGUUCUUACCGUUUUAAGAAAAUUUGGCGCCAUUCUUUCAUUUCUACUUUUUGCUUGUGCUGUUUGUGGUUUAUUGAAACAUUUUGUGAAGAUUUCAAAUGAUUUUAUGUGGAUUUUAUUGACUCGUAGUUUAGUUAAUUCAUUGUAUUGUGAUUUCUGAUACACAAGUAUGGCUAGACGUGACUAUGAUAAAGAUAAAGAAACACUCAAGACAUUCCUCAUGGAGUUCUGCACCCAGGACAUUUCUGGCAACAAACAUUUCAAAUAUUCCAACCAGCUGACUAAAAUAGCCCACCGUGAGCAAGUAGCAAUGUGGAUACAACUAGAUGAUGUAUAUGAAUUCAAUGAAGAGAUUGCUGAGGCCAUCCGGGCAAAUACCAGGCGUUACAGCAACUUGUUGUCAGAUUUGGUGUUUGAAAUUCUACCCACAUUCAAACAGAGGGAUGUUAUUGCCAAAGAUGCUUUGGAUGUAUACAUUGAACACCGUCUAAUGAUGGAAAAUAGGAUGAGGCAACCCAAUGAGAACAGGGAUGCCAGGAACAAGUUCCCCCCAGAACUGAUGCGUAGAUAUGAAAUCUACUUCCAAGAAAUGAAUGCAAUCAAAUCACUCCCCAUCAGAGAAAUCAAAGCUAAAGAUAUUGGAACCCUGGUAACAGUAAGGGGAAUUGUGACAAGAUGUACUGAGGUGAAACCAAUGAUAUCAGUUGCAACAUAUACCUGUGAUCAGUGUGGAGCUGAAACAUACCAGCCAAUCAAUUCUCUCAGCUUCAUGCCUACUAUAAUGUGUCCCAGUGAAGACUGUAAAGUGAAUAAGUCUGGAGGAAGGUUGUAUCUGCAGACAAGGGGGUCUAAGUUUGCUAAGUUCCAGGAGGUCAAGAUACAGGAACAUAGUGAUCAAGUACCUGUGGGACAUAUACCAAGAACUCUAACAGUAUUUUGCAGAGGUGAAGUAACAAGACAAGCUUUACCUGGAGACCAUGUUACAAUCACUGGAAUAUUUCUACCAUUAAUAAAGCAAGGCUAUAACCAACUGAGAGGUGGUCUUUUGUCUGAAACUUACUUGGAAGCCCAUAAAAUCGAAUUGAUGAAUCAGAUUGACAAUGACAGAGCAAACAAUCCUCUCACCCCUGAAGAGUUGGCUACUCUCACACAAGAUGAUUUCUACUCAAAACUGGCGGUAUCCCUAGCGCCCGAAAUUUACGGCCAUUUGGACAUCAAGAAGGCGUUGCUGCUGCUACUGGUGGGCGGAGUUGACAAGCGGCCUGACGGCAUGAAGAUCAGAGGCAACAUCAAUAUUUGCCUCAUGGGGGACCCCGGGGUGGCCAAGUCUCAGCUGUUGGGGUAUAUCAGUAGACUGGCACCCAGAAGUCAAUACACCACGGGUCGGGGCUCGUCUGGCGUGGGGCUGACAGCCUCCAUCAUGAAGGACCCCAUGACGGGCGAGAUGAUGCUCGAGGGGGGCGCCCUGGUGCUCGCCGACCAGGGUGUCUGCUGCAUCGACGAGUUCGACAAGAUGGCCGACGAGGACCGGACCGCCAUACACGAGGUGAUGGAACAGCAGACCAUCAGCAUAGCCAAGGCAGGCAUCAUGACGACUCUGAACGCGCGCGUGUCUAUCUUGGCUGCAGCCAAUCCUGCUUAUGGUCGCUACAAUCCGAAGAGAACCAUUGAGCAGAACAUCCAGCUACCAGCCGCGUUGCUGUCCAGGUUCGAUCUGCUGUGGCUGAUGCAGGACAAGGCAGACCGAGACAACGAUCUCAAAUUAGCCAAGCACAUUACUUACGUCCAUCAACAUAGCAAACAACCACCGACGGAGACAGAAGCCCUAGAUAUGAGUGUGAUGAGAAAGUAUAUCACAAUGUGCAAAUUGAAGGAUCCUGCUAUUCCAGAAGCUUUGACAGACUUUAUCGUAGAGGCGUACGUGGAACUGAGACGAGAAGCGCGCAACUCGCGGGACUGCACCUUCACUUCCGCCAGGAACCUCCUGGGCAUCCUGCGUCUCUCCACUGCCCUGGCGCGUCUGCGCCUCUCCAACAUCGUGGAGAAAGAGGACGUCAGCGAGGCCAUCAGGCUGAUGGAGAUGAGCAAGGAUUCCCUCAAGCACACCAUGGAAGCUAAGGGAUACAGGCCGCCGAACGUCCAUGACAAGAUCUUUGCUUUGAUUAGCGAGUUGGCUGGAGAGAAGAAGACUGUGUUGGUGUCUGACGCUUUGGAGAAGUGCGCCAGCAAAGGGUACAAUCCUGAUCAGGUGGAUGCUUGUAUUGAGGAGUAUGAGGAGUUGAACGUUUGGCAGAAUGAUUCUUGUAUCAAAGUCAUCAGGGUGAUGGAGAUGAGCAAAGAUUCCCUCAAGCACACCAUGGAAGCUAAGGGAUACAGGCCGCCGAACGUCCAUGACAAGAUCUUCGCUUUGAUUAGCGAGUUGGCUGGAGAGAAGAAGACUGUGCUGGUAUCCGACGCUUUGGAAAAAUGUGCUAGCAAAGGGUACACUCUUGAGAAGUAUGAGGAGUUCAACUUUUGGCAGGUUAAUCACACCAGGACAAAACUCACUUUUAUUUAG
Messenger RNA from Phaedon cochleariae (mustard beetle), 2563 nucleotides. NCBI's taxonomy places the organism in Eukaryota, Metazoa, Arthropoda, Insecta, Coleoptera, Chrysomelidae. The record is from the annotation of a GenBank genome assembly.